Hyalella azteca is the source of this 497-nucleotide messenger RNA. RefSeq lists its product as uncharacterized. The transcript has 4 exons. NCBI's taxonomy places the organism in Eukaryota, Metazoa, Arthropoda, Malacostraca, Amphipoda, Hyalellidae. The coding region runs from base 56 to 442 and encodes 128 amino acids. The record is from RefSeq and is a predicted model, not a curated record.
CAAGUGUACGAAUAUUUAUUUCCCCCCACUGUAACUAUCACGAACACGUGCUCUUAUGUCUACUUAUGCAGGAUGCAGCAACAGCAGUGCAGUGGAGCGAAAGAAGCUGCUGCGAUGUGCCGCAGUAGCUUUAGGCUCUAGGACGCCUAAAGCUCCACUGCAGUCGCCGCUGAAACUACUUGUGCAGAGUCCCGACUUCCGACUUAAAAGACAACUGGCAAUUCAAGAACAAGACCUGAAGCGCCUCUACCAGGAGGUCACCGACCUCAUGGUAGAGAAGCAGGAGUGGCAAGCUCAACGGGGAAUUUACGAAAGGAAAACUGCCCGUUCAGUGCGAGAACUACAGAAAUUGCGGCAGCAGUUGGAAGAGGUGGAAAGAGAGAAUGAAAUCGCGGCACAAUCUGCAGCUGAUCAGCAGGCGAGAACAUGGCAGAAGCUGUAGUGGACCUGCUGCUGCAGGAGACCAAAGUAGAGCUCAUGCAAACAAGAGCUCACGU